AAAGAACCUGAGAGGUUGUGAGAGAGAACCAAGUGAGAGCUGGAAGCAAGCAUCAGUCAAGAAUGAAGGGUUUAAUAUGUAUACUGCUGCUGUUGGGAUUUUCUGUGUUUUCCAUACAGCAGCAGGAAGAUGGAGGACUCGGUGAGAAUGAGGUCAGUGAACAGCUCAGCUCUGAGGACGGAAAACAGAAACUAGCUUCAACUGACAGCCAGCAAAACUGCCAUCUGUGCUUUCCUGACAUCCAUGCAGCACUGAGAGGACUGACCGCAAUGAUUACAGAGCAGAAAGCAAACAACCAAGCCUUAGAGUUGCGACUGAGAGAUGCUGAGAAAGCUGCAGAACAACAGAUGUUCCUCCUGGAAGAGCUGAACAAGAAAAAUGAUGCACUCUCAAAUCUUACUCAGAGUCAAGUGGAGGAGUUGAGAAAGGACAAUAGAGAUAAAGAGAUAGCCUUUUCAGCUGCACUGAUGCAAUCUAGCAGUGGAAAUAUUGGUCCUUUUACCACUGACAUCACACUAACCUACAGGAACAUCUUCACAAACAUAGGAAAUGCCUACAACCCAAUUACAGGUAUUUUCACAGCCCCACUGAAAGGAGCGUACAUGUUUCAUAUCUCUUUAUAUGGUCCAGCUAGUCAAUCAAUUCCAUCAACUAUAGGUAUUAUUAAGAACGGACAGCUUGUGGUUAUGGCACAUGCUCAUCAGGCUCAGAAUGUGGUAAACUCCUCUAAAGGAGUUGCGUUGCUCCUGGAGGUUGGAGAUGUUGUCUAUGUAAGACUUUUUGCUAACAGGCGGAUAUCAGAUAAUCAGAAUAAUCACAACACAUUCAGUGGUUAUCUACUGUUUCCUUCAAGAGGAUAGGUUUUCAAAAUGUGACUCAAAUGUUUAUGUAUAUUUAAUGUAUGAUGUGAAUUUGGAGUGAAAUUGACAGUCAGAUAAAAAUCAUGUAGAAUCAUAUGAACAUGCAUUAAUGAAGACUAAUGUGUUUGGAAUUUGCAGUAGAUACUGUAUAAUAAUAAUAAUGUCAGUAUUGUACACUACGCUCACAAUAAACUCUGAGCUGUCUAAUCUAAAAAGGACAGUUCUAGGUUGAGGAAGCUUUUAUGUUUAUCAUCCAUUAUAAAUGUUAAAAUGGUGUCAUUGUCCCCAUCUAUUAACAGUAAUUCUUUUGUGUUUGAAAAUACAAAGUGUACCUUGUUGCUUGUUUUGAUCCUUUGAAUCUGUAUCUUCUUUGUGUUCUAUAAAACUGCUUUGGAUGAGUUUGUAUAUUGAUAUUAUUCAAUAAAAAAACUGUUUUGGAACUUAU
Ctenopharyngodon idella (grass carp) is the source of this 1305-nucleotide messenger RNA. RefSeq lists its product as uncharacterized. The record is from RefSeq and is a predicted model, not a curated record. The coding region runs from base 63 to 860 and encodes 265 amino acids. Gene Ontology annotation, molecular function: protein binding. Lineage: Eukaryota; Metazoa; Chordata; Actinopteri; Cypriniformes; Xenocyprididae. The transcript has 4 exons.